AUGGGGCAAGAUGACCAGAUGCCCAAGCAACCAGACUUUUCCUUGGACUGUGGAAAAAUGGUGGAGGAAUCAAGUUUUGGUGUAUUAACAGGCCUUAUUAGAGACCUGUUGCAAAGACAGACUCCAGUAGCUGGCACUGAGCUCAUUGACCAGAUGUUCAGAGAGAUUAAAUGUCUGGAGGAAGAUACAAACCGAGGUACUCCUGAUGACCAGGUUGAUGAAUGUGCUAUUAACUUGUGGAACUGGGGUGUUACCAAAAGAGUUGAAGAGUCUAUCACUGAGAAGGAGCGAGCAAUGGUACGUCAUAUAUCCUGCAGGCUUGGGAUCUGGUGUGAAGGUCCGGAACCAUCCGAGGGAAUUGUCCGUAGAAACAUAAUGAUGGCAAUCAAAACUGGAAAAGGCUGGAUAGAUGUAGGAAUGCCUGAACUUUCCAGCUGGUUCCUUGAAAUUGCUUUGAAUAGUCUGGAGAAGUUGUAUGCCAUCCUUACACAGAGGAGCUCUGAAGAAGCAGACAUGAAUGUACACAAAACCUACGUGGAAAAAGAUCUCUUUAAAGUGCUGACAUACCAGGCAGAAGCGGCAGUGGCAAAAAAAGAUUUUGAAACUGCCUCCCUGAGAAUUCAGAGGUGCAAAGAUAUGCUGCUUAGACAACCAAAAGAGGCUGGGCAUCUGUCAAUUCUUUGCUACAACUUUGGAGUGGAGUCAUAUGAAGAGGUCAUAUAUGAGCAAAGUUCUUAUUGGCUGAGCCAGAGCUAUGAAAUUGGAAAUAUUGAUAAAAGAUACGGCCCUGGACCAGAGAUGCAGGCCAAGGUGCUGAGACUACUAGCAACAGUGUACCUGGAAUGGGACUGCAGAUUAUACCAAGAUAAGGCUCUAAAUGCUGUCAGAAUGGCUAAUGAGGAAAGUGUACAUCCCGCUGGCCUUUUUUUGAAGGUCAAAAUUCUUUUGAGAUGUGCAGUGCCUGAUGAUGUCAUCAAUAUGGGCGUCACAGAGAUGCUGCAUCAUAAACUAUCGCUGGAGAUUUAUCUGAGCACAGCAAAACUACUACUAGAACAUAGAAGGGACUGUGUGGGAUUUGAGUUCCUCAAGAUGGUCUGUGGGCAGUUUGAAGACUCCCCUGAUCUCGGAAAAGCCCUGAUUCUACAAAUUGAACUUUUGCUGCAACGAGGGAAGGUACUUUUAGCACAGCAGAAGAUUGAAGAUCUAAUAACAGGUCAUUACACUGGAAAGAAGCUAUCCCAAGAGACUCUGAACAUGUUCCACCACAUUCUUUGGGACAAUGCAGCCAAAAGCUUUGAGGCUAAUAACUACGCAGAAGCUCUCCAGUGGUACAACUAUUCAUUAAGCGUUCAUGCUGCUGACCAUCCAGAGCCGAACCUUGCCAAACUCCAGAGAAACCGGGCCACCUGCUUCCUUCGUCUUAAUGAUCUGCACAAGGCCAGGGAGGCAAUAAAAGAAGCAGAGUGCUCCGAUCCAGGGAACAUCUUCACUCACUUCAGCUUAUAUAAACUAGCUCUGCUCGAAAAUAAUGUCUUGGAAGCAAUGAAUGCUUUGUCUGCCAUGGGGAGUAUUGCAACCCAGUCAAAAUCAAAAGGUUUUCUCGAGGAGCAGAGCUGCUCAGACACCAACCUGCUAAGCCUGGCAGCACAGAUAGCCUUGGAGGUGAGAGAAUCUCAGCAUGCCAACAUUAUACUGUCAUCCAGAUCUAAAAAGAAAAAGCUGUGGGAUGUGGCUAUAAAAGCUUUAGAAUACCUGGUUGACAAAUCUCUUGACACCGAGCAGGUUUUCAUUUCCCUCAGGUGUUUGGUGCGUCUUGUACUCUCAAGUGAAGCAUCAGUUUCUGAAGAGAGGACCGGUGACACAGAACGACUGCUUUCAUAUUUAAAAAGUGCUUACGAGAAGCUGUCAGAGUCCCAGAUUGAGGGUAUUAUUAGCCAUGACAAGCGUUCAAUUGAAGCACACUGGUUCAGAAAAACAGCAUGGAAUUUGGCUGUUCAAUCUGUGGACUUCCCUAAAGUGAUGAGUGAUGCCUUCAUCCUUUCAUACAAGCUGUCCCUGUUCUGCACAUGUGAUAAGCCAGUUUUGGUGGCACAGAAGUCUUGCCUUUUAAUGGCAGCUGCUGUUGACCUGGAAAUGGCUAGGAAGAGCAGUGACCGCUCAGAACAGGUGGAGCUGCUCACUAAGUCACUGGAUCAUAUUCAGCUGUGCCAGGAGAUCUGGAAAGUUCUGCAGUUCUCUGGGGAUUUCUCUCAAGAUCCCACAGAGAUCCUUUUGCUCCUUUAUGAAUUUGAAAUCCGAGCCAAAUUGAAUGACCCAAGGCUGGAGAACAUUUUUGAAUCGGUGUGGGAGCUGCCCAAACUUGAAAUCAAGACUUUGGAAACCAUUGCAUAUUUAUCUAUGGAAACCCCAGCAUACUACCCAUCUAUUUGCAAGCGUGCACUGAGGGGAGUGCUAGCUAUCCUGAAGAAACAGGACCCACUAGAUGUCACCAAGUUUAGUAAAUGUCUGCACAGUCUGAUAAAGCUAAGUUCACCUGAGAGUGCAGGAGGCCUUGAGACCUGUGUCCAAGAGGAGGUGUGGAAGUACUACCAAGAAGCACUUGCAGUCCUCACCAGCUGUGACUAUCCAGAGCUUGAAACUUUAUGGUUAAUGACCCAGUCCUGGAAUACAGGUAUCUGCCAGUAUAGCUUGAAAAAAUACGCAGAUGCUGAGCGUUGGUGUGCAUUGGCCAUGCGCCUGCUGAACUACCUUGGGGAUUUAAAGAGCAGUUAUGAGAAUCAGAUGGUUGGUCUGUACAGUGAGAUACUGGACCAAGUGGAUAAAGCGAAAAGAGUCCUUCCUAAUGAAGAGUAGGUCCUCAGAAGUUUUACCUCACUGACCUUUAGCAGUUUUAUCUCUUACUCUAUCAACAAUAACCAUGUUGCAUUUUGAACUGUAACUGUAUUCCUUAAUAUGCGUUAGUAUUUCUGUACAACAGAUAAAAAGUAUUGUGCAUUUAC
Molecule: messenger RNA, 2999 nt
Organism: Spea bombifrons (plains spadefoot toad)
Lineage: Eukaryota; Metazoa; Chordata; Amphibia; Anura; Pelobatidae
Gene: TEX11
Product: testis expressed 11
Exons: 31
Coding region: 1-2853 (950 amino acids)
Biological process (GO): synaptonemal complex assembly; reciprocal meiotic recombination; male meiosis chromosome segregation
Cellular component (GO): central element
Molecular function (GO): protein binding
Source: RefSeq, a predicted model, not a curated record